CGGUACCUCUCCGGCUCCGGCUCCCCGCGCGCAAGAUGGCUGACCCGGCUGCGGGGCCGCCGCCGAGUGAGGGCGAGGAGAGCACCGUGCGCUUCGCCCGCAAAGGCGCCCUCCGGCAGAAGAAUGUGCACGAGGUCAAGAACCACAAAUUCACCGCUCGCUUCUUCAAGCAGCCCACCUUCUGCAGCCACUGCACCGACUUCAUCUGGGGCUUCGGGAAGCAGGGAUUCCAGUGCCAAGUUUGCUGCUUUGUGGUGCUCAAGCGGUGCCAUGAAUUUGUCACAUUCUCCUGCCCUGGCGCUGACAAGGGUCCAGCCUCUGAUGACCCCCGGAGCAAACACAAGUUUAAGAUCCACACGUACUCCAGCCCCACGUUUUGUGACCAUUGUGGGUCACUGCUGUAUGGACUUAUCCACCAGGGGAUGAAAUGUGACACCUGCAUGAUGAAUGUGCACAAGCGCUGCGUGAUGAACGUCCCCAGCCUGUGUGGCACGGACCACACGGAGCGCCGCGGCCGCAUCUACAUCCAGGCCCACAUCGACAGGGACGUCCUCAUUGUCCUCGUAAGAGACGCUAAAAACCUUGUACCUAUGGACCCCAAUGGCUUGUCAGAUCCCUACGUAAAACUGAAACUGAUUCCUGAUCCUAAAAGUGAGAGCAAACAGAAGACCAAAACCAUCAAAUGCUCCCUCAACCCCGAGUGGAAUGAGACAUUUAGAUUUCAGCUGAAAGAAUCGGACAAAGACAGAAGACUGUCAGUAGAGAUUUGGGAUUGGGAUUUGACCAGCAGGAAUGACUUCAUGGGAUCUUUGUCCUUUGGGAUUUCUGAACUGCAGAAAGCCAGUGUUGAUGGCUGGUUUAAGUUACUGAGCCAGGAGGAAGGCGAAUACUUCAAUGUGCCUGUCCCACCAGAAGGAAGUGAGGGCAAUGAAGAACUGCGGCAGAAAUUUGAGAGGGCCAAGAUCAGUCAGGGAACCAAGGUCCCGGAAGAAAAGACGACCAACACUGUCUCCAAAUUUGACAACAAUGGCAACAGAGACCGGAUGAAACUGACCGAUUUUAACUUCCUAAUGGUGCUGGGGAAAGGCAGCUUUGGCAAGGUUAUGCUCUCAGAGCGAAAAGGCACAGAUGAGCUCUAUGCUGUGAAGAUCCUGAAGAAGGACGUCGUAAUCCAAGAUGAUGACGUGGAGUGCACCAUGGUGGAGAAGCGGGUGCUGGCCCUGCCCGGGAAGCCACCCUUCCUGACUCAGCUCCACUCCUGCUUCCAGACUAUGGACCGCCUGUAUUUUGUGAUGGAGUACGUGAAUGGGGGAGACCUCAUGUAUCACAUCCAGCAAGUCGGCCGGUUCAAGGAGCCCCAUGCUGUAUUUUACGCUGCAGAAAUUGCUAUCGGUCUGUUCUUCUUACAGAGUAAGGGCAUCAUUUACCGUGACCUAAAACUUGACAACGUGAUGCUGGAUUCUGAGGGGCACAUCAAGAUUGCUGAUUUUGGCAUGUGUAAGGAAAACAUCUGGGAUGGGGUGACAACCAAGACAUUCUGUGGCACUCCAGACUACAUCGCCCCCGAGAUAAUUGCUUAUCAGCCCUAUGGGAAGUCCGUGGAUUGGUGGGCAUUUGGAGUCCUGCUGUAUGAAAUGUUGGCUGGGCAGGCACCCUUUGAAGGGGAAGAUGAAGAUGAGCUCUUCCAGUCCAUCAUGGAACACAAUGUAGCCUAUCCCAAGUCUAUGUCCAAGGAAGCUGUGGCCAUCUGCAAAGGGCUGAUGACCAAACACCCGGGCAAACGUCUGGGUUGCGGACCUGAAGGUGAACGUGAUAUCAAAGAGCAUGCAUUUUUCCGGUAUAUUGAUUGGGAGAAACUUGAACGCAAAGAGAUCCAGCCCCCAUAUAAGCCAAAAGCUUGUGGGCGAAAUGCUGAAAACUUCGACCGAUUUUUCACCCGCCAUCCACCAGUCCUAACACCUCCCGACCAGGAAGUCAUCAGGAAUAUUGACCAAUCAGAAUUCGAAGGAUUUUCCUUUGUUAACUCUGAAUUUUUAAAACCCGAAGUCAAGAGCUAAGUAGAUGUGUAGAUCUCCGUCCUUCAUUUCUGUCAUUCAAGCUCAACGCCUAUUGUGGUGACAUUUUUAUGUUUUUCAUUGCCAAGUUGCAUCCAUGUUUGGUUUUCUGACGAGACUAGAGUGACGGUGUUUCAGAACCCAAAUGUCCUCAGGUAGUUUGGAAGCAUCUCUGUGAGAUGGGAUUAUGCAGAUGGCCUAUGGAAAAUGCAGCUGCAUAAUUAACACAUUAUCAAAGUCCUUUUACAAUUUAUUUUCCGCAGCAUGUCAGCUAAGUAGACCCAAUGGGGAGAGAAAAUGCCUGCUUUCUCUCCCUCUUUUUCUGCACUGCCAUAUUCACCCCCAACCAUCCAAUCUGUGGAUAAUUGGAUGUUAGCAGUACUCUUCUACUUCCGGGCCUGGAGCUUGGCUUGUAUCCAAGUGUAUGGUUGCUUUGCCUAAGAGGAAUCCCUCUAUUUCACCUGUUCUGGAGGCACCAGACCUUGAAAAGAACAUGCUCAAAAUAAAAUGUUAUUUGUCUGUUUUUUUUUUUUAACUCAAAGUUAAGAUGAUCGAAGUUCUUCUAAAAUUCCAAGAAUGUGCUUUUAGAGGGUCUCAAUCUAAAAGCACUUCAAGGGGUCAAAGGGCAACCAGUGUGGGUGCUACCUCAAUGUUGUAGUUUCUGAUACUUUAUGUCUUUGAUCACUCUCAUCCCUAAACUACUUGAAAAGGGCAUUUGGCACCACUCCCUGAAACAACAGUCACUCUAGCAAGCCCCCCAGAGGGCCCUGGUUUUACAUUACAUUUCAAACUUUAUUUGCUUUGGGGUUUUGUUUCUGUUGUUGUUCAAAAAAAAAAAAAAAAAAAAAAAAAAACAAGAAAACAAAACAAAACAAAAAAACAAAGGUGACUCACAUUGUUACACAUGCUUUAAAAUAUGUGUUCAAAUGUUAUUAACCACAAUGACGACCUGCUUUGAUUUACCCAAGAAGAUGGCUGUGGAGCAUAGCAGACUCCUGUCUGUAGGAAUGGGAUUUGUCUAGGUUUGUGGCUGGCUUUAGAAAGCUAAUUACGUGCUCUGAAAAAGACACCGUUUCUUGAAACAAAGAUGGUUGUAUUCCUCACUUUGAUGUUGUUUUGCAAGAUGUAUGUAGAAAUGUUCAUUUGGAUCUGGAUCUCUGUUAUGUGCCAUUUUUCUUCUAGCAUCAAGAUACAAU
Messenger RNA from Cebus imitator (Panamanian white-faced capuchin), 3250 nucleotides. It is a transcript of the gene PRKCB, whose product is annotated as protein kinase C beta. Gene Ontology annotation, biological process: protein phosphorylation. Lineage: Eukaryota; Metazoa; Chordata; Mammalia; Primates; Cebidae. The record is from RefSeq and is a predicted model, not a curated record. The transcript is spliced from 19 exons. The coding region runs from base 36 to 2057 and encodes 673 amino acids. Gene Ontology annotation, molecular function: diacylglycerol-dependent serine/threonine kinase activity; zinc ion binding; ATP binding.